Messenger RNA from Xyrauchen texanus (razorback sucker), 3982 nucleotides. Its product is annotated as solute carrier organic anion transporter family member 3A1-like. The record is from RefSeq and is a predicted model, not a curated record. The coding region runs from base 371 to 2473 and encodes 700 amino acids. Gene Ontology annotation, cellular component: membrane. The transcript has 10 exons. Gene Ontology annotation, molecular function: protein binding. Lineage: Eukaryota; Metazoa; Chordata; Actinopteri; Cypriniformes; Catostomidae. Gene Ontology annotation, biological process: prostaglandin transport; transmembrane transport; sodium-independent organic anion transport.
GCGGUGAAUCAAGUAUGAGGACACGAGAGAUGGUGACGCGACGGACGGGCAGAAGGAAUACAAAAAUAACACGACGGUGCACGGACAGUCGCAGAGGGAAAGAAAGAUGUUGUUUGGAAUAAAAAGUGGCGUCGCUCGUACCUACGUUUCCGCGACAGAAAGCAUCGGAGGAGAGUUUAGAUCGUCCUCAUUCAUCGGCAGAGUUUCGAUGAAAAGUCCAGAACCUGUCACACGUCUGAGUCACGGAGUCUCACUCUAAACAGUAUUAACACUACGCCGAGGGUACAUGUGAACGUACCGCUGCUGCAUUUAUUCUCCGUUGAUAGCCGCAUUUAGAUCGUCGAAAGCGUUGACUACCAACUUGCACAGGAUGCAGGUGAAAAAACACAGGAGCUCCGAUGACUCUCAACGGGAUGACACAAAGAAAAAGCCGUCAUGCUUUUCAAAUAUUAAGAUAUUUUUACUGGCGGAAUGUGCUCUGAUGUUGGCACAGGGUACAGUGGGGGCAUACUUGAUGAGCGUGCUGACCACACUGGAGCGGCGUUUCAAUCUUCAGAGUGCUGACGUGGGUGUGAUUGCCAGCAGCUUUGAGAUUGGCAAUCUGGCCCUCAUACUUUUCGUUAGUUAUUUUGGUGCAAAAGCCCACCGUCCACGAUUAAUUGGCUGUGGAGGCAUCAUCAUGGCUUUAGGAGCCCUGCUGUCCGCUUUACCUGAAUUCCUCGCCAGUCAAUACAAGAUCACAGAUUCCUGGAGCAGGGAGCAAGGCCGGGAUUUGUGCUUCAACACUUCAAAAGUUGAUGAACUGUGUGGGAAUAGAGCCAACACCAAUAUGAUGUACUUGCUUCUGAUUGGAGCACAGUUUCUACUGGGUAUAGGGGCCACUCCCGUGCAGCCCCUGGGUGUUUCCUACAUAGAUGAUCAUGUACGGAAAAAAGACUCCUCUCUAUAUAUAGGUAUACUGUUUUCCACUCUGGUAUUUGGACCUGCUUGUGGUUUUAUCCUGGGCUCUGUCUGCACCAAUGUUUAUGUGGAUGCUUUAUUCAUUGAUACAACUAAGCUGGAAAUCUACCCCGAUGACCCUCGAUGGAUCGGCGCAUGGUGGGGUGGCUUCCUCCUCUGCGGUGCCUUACUCUUCUUCUCCUCCCUCUUCAUGUUUGGCUUCCCCCAGUCUCUGCCAUGCCGGGAGGUGGAGGGAGGGGUUGAGAGUGAACAGGCCAUGCUGCCUCCUUCUUUAGCACAAGAUAAUGAGAAAUCCAAGUCAAGCAAUGGAGUCCUGCAGAAUUGCCAGCCCAACAGUAACAGCCUGUCCUGCUGCCAACAGCUCAGAGUUAUUCCCAAGGUGACUAAGCAUCUGCUGUCAAACCCUGUGUUCACAUGUAUUAUCUUAGCUGCCUGCAUGGAGAUUGCUGUUGUCGCUGGCUUUGCUGCCUUUCUGGGAAAAUAUCUGGAGCAACAGUUCAACCUCACCACCACCUCUGCUAACCAGCUGUUGGGGAUGACAGCUAUUCCAUGUGCCUGUCUGGGUAUAUUUUUGGGUGGUUUGCUGGUGAAGAAACUGAACCUGUCUGCUCUGGGAGCGAUUCGUAUGGCCAUGCUGGUCAAUUUGAUCUCCACUGCCUGUUACGUGUCUUUCCUCUUCCUGGGCUGUGACACAGGACCUGUCGCUGGGGUGACUGUCGCCUAUGGCAACGAGACACUUCAAGUAGGCCAGACACCGGAAGCCCCAUGCAUGAGUCAGUGUAACUGCUACACUUCAUCUGUUAGCCCCGUUUGUGGCUCCAAUGGUGUGACCUACUUGUCCUCCUGUUUCGCUGGCUGCAGAACUGCCAUCAGCACUGGACUAACAUCUCUCUCACAGAACCUGACAGGCUGUACGUGCAUCUCUGGAUACCUUGACUUCGCCACAGCUGUGCCAGGCAAAUGUCCUCGCCCUGGCUGCCAAGAGGCCUUCCUCACCUUCCUGUGUGUGAUCUGUGCCUGCAGUAUGAUUGGAGCCAUGGCCCAGACUCCCUCUGUCAUCAUUCUCAUUAGAACUGUGAGCCCAGAACUGAAGUCAUAUGCCCUUGGAGUUCUUUUUCUGCUACUGCGACUGUUAGGAUUCAUUCCCCCUCCAUUGAUAUUUGGUGCGGGAAUCGACUCCACGUGCCUUUUCUGGAGCACCGAGUGCGGGGAGAAAGGUGCCUGUCUGUUGUAUGACAACAUGACCUACCGACACCUGUACAUCAGCAUGACCAUAGUCCUCAAGAUUGUCGCUUUCCUCCUCUACACAACCACCUGGCAAUUUUUGCGCAAAAACUACAAGAAAUACAUUAAAAACCAUGAAGGAUAUGUUACGCCCACUGAAAUGUUCUCGUCCAGCGUGAAUCUGGACACUCUGGGAAAGGACAGCAGUCAAAGCCAAGUCAACAGGACUAAAUUUAUAUACAACCUGGAAGAUCAUGAGUGGUGUGAAAACAUGGAGUCUGUUUUAUAGUGGGGUAGGCCACCCACAUGCUAAUUCAAAUGUAAUUCUAUUGAAGGAUCAUCCUUUUGUCUUUAUUCUUUUUAUAAAGAAAACAUUUUUCUCUCGCUCCAGGGUGUGCAGGCCUGUUGUGGCACUCUCAGUUUCAUGCAAACUGUUCUACUGGGGCCAUUUUGUUUUUAAAAGUACUUUCAGAUAAAGUGUUUGUCCAGUGCCAGUAAACUGCUGUAGUUGUUCGUUCCAGACAUCUACUCUAAUAGAUUGACUGUGUCACAAACAAAUGUUGCCACAUUUUACACAUUGAAAUCAAGUUAAAAAAAUUAACCACCUUGAUUCAUCAUCAAGCUCUGAUUUGUCCUGGUAUAAUACGGCCCCCAAAGCUGAUGGUUCAUGCUGUCCAUGCUCUCAAUAUCUCCUGCCAAAUCCGUUAUUAUUAUGGAGAUCAUGUCAAUGUAUAACAUCACGCCAUGGCCAACCAGUUUAUCAGUAGUAACAUAUAAUUCUAUUGCAUACAUAACAUAAUUCUAUACUACGUGUGAAAACAAUAUCAGAUAUUUCUCAAAACAUUCUUUUGGUCUGCAUUCAAAGGGGUGUUUGAGAGAUGUUUCUUUUCAAAGUGCUUUUGCAGCAUUUGCUUUCUGCUGUUAAAUGAUAUUCUUUAUUAAGCCCUAAAAUGUCUUAAUUUGUAAAGGUUAUUGAGAUAGAUACUGUAUAUUGUUAUCAUAUUUAUACAUGUGUGCAAUAGUGGGAGAUUAUUUGAAAAAAGCCAGAGAAGUUUUCUCUUUAUAUGUAAGAUAUAUUUCUCAUUAGAUUUUUAGGGAUGCCGUAAACUUUAGUGAACUUUUUUCGUUUUCUUUUUUUUUUUCUUCUCAGGAAUAGAGAAUGUUUAAGAAUGAUUUUAUAAAUGAAUAUAAGAAUGCCUCUUUAUCCUGAUGACAGUAAUGAAAGUCAAGGGAGUAGACAAAUGUUCUGACUGAAAACAGAGGAUAUGUAUUGGAAAAAAGGACUUUUGUAUGCAGUGGCACAAUAACUUUGUCAUUUAUGAGUAGUGCUCUCACCUUUUAGCCCCUUGUUUUACAAAUAACAUGACAUUCUGAUUCAGGCUGGGCCCUGAUAAUUGGGAGUUGGAAAAAAGUGAAUGAAAUUCUACGCAGUUAUAAUGUUACAAUAUGUGUAAAUGUGUUUUUCCAUUUUAGAGUCAUUUACCAAUUGAAUUGAAAUUAAAAUAUUUUAUUUCCCUUAUGGCAAUAAGAAAUGGCACUUUGGGGCCUUCAACAGAUUUGAUAUAGUGGUGUACUAUAUACAUACUGUAAGGCACUUUGGGAUGAAAAUGGUUUAUGGUGAGUUUUUUUUUAAUUAUUAUUUCAACUUCACAUUAUUUGAACUUUUAAUAGCUUUAAUAGCACAUCAGUCUUGUUUUACAGGCAACAAUUGUACUGCAGUUCAGUUUUAAGCAGUCUCCUUUUCAUAUAAUAUUUGUAUGGCAAAAUAACUUUUAUUUUAUUCUGCAAAUAAAUUAUU